AUGACAGAUAAAGAGCCUGGGAGUCUCGAGACACGCAUGUCGUCUCUCAAAAUCAGUCAAGGAGAUCGUACAUCUGGAACACACACGUACAGGCAGCAAGGUGCAACAGCUCUGCUGAAUACUACGUUGCUUGCCUCGCAACAACGCAAGGCAGCUCCUCAGCCAUUUCAACCUCGUCCCCUUAAGACUGCUCUCAAAUCUGACUUGACCCCAUUGCAACAACGAGCACCGCUGACAUCAAAACAUGCUGUUGGAAACGUCCCUUCUUCUGGGCAGCAGCUCGACCGCCCCCUCCCGCGCUCAUCAUCUCAAACCAGACUGCGUCCUGCGUCUACAUUCUCAGCAUCUUCCUCUAGUGGCGCUGACGCAAAAGGAUCACGCGGCCCCUCUUCCAAUUCUAAUGGCAUGAGUACAUCAUCUGCACCAGCACCCAAACUGGACCUAGGACAUUACGAUGGAGGUCUUGAGCGGGACGAGCUAAAGGGGCGUCGAGAUGCGUCGAAGGAGGAAGAGGACGGUUUUCUGGCCAUGGACUCUUCUAUGGAUGGAUUGAAGCAUCAACCAACAAGGCCAUGGAGUUUAUCACAGUUUGAGAUUGGUCGUCCUCUGGGCAAAGGUAAAUUUGGACGAGUAUACUUAGCUCGUACCAAGCCUGAGGCUUCUGGCAAGCUUGGUAAUCAAGGCUACGUUGUCGCUCUCAAAUGCGUGUACAAGAAGGAGCUUGUGGAAAAUAAGGUGGAUCUGCAGCUUCGCCGUGAGAUCGAAAUCCAAAUGAAUCUGCGCCAUCCCAAUGUCCUGCGAAUGUUUGGCUACUUCCAUGACCACGGCCGAAUUUUCAUGAUGCUGGAAUUCGCUGGACGAGGAGAACUUUUCAAAAUAUUGUCAAAACUUCCUGAUCGACACUUUGAUGAGCCUACAGCUGCCAAAUAUAUUGCUCAGAUUGCUGAUGCCCUGCAGUAUUUGCACUCGAAGCAUAUUAUUCACCGUGAUAUUAAGCCUGAGAAUUUGUUAGUGGGUAUCCGUGGCGAAGUUAAGAUCGCCGAUUUUGGCUGGAGUGUACAUGCGCCUAGUAACCGACGUGCUACGCUCUGUGGGACUUUGGAUUACUUGCCUCCUGAGAUGGUGGAAGGCAAAUCCCAUGGCGGCGCCGUUGAUUUGUGGGCGAUGGGUGUGCUCACUUAUGAAUUUUUGGAAGGAGUUCCGCCAUUCGAAGAGCUAAGUGGUGCCAGCAUGACAUAUAAACGGAUUGCCUCUGUGGACCUACAUAUACCUGAGCAUUUUAGUGAGGAGGCCAAGGAUCUGGUUCGCUCCUUGCUUCGGUACAAUCCAGCUGAUCGGCUCCCUCUAUCCAAAGUGCUACGUCACCCAUGGAUUACAAAGUACGACCCAAACGCCUAUCCCCGUGCCAGUAAUUUAUGA
This is a messenger RNA of Malassezia pachydermatis, 1419 nucleotides long. Its product is annotated as kinase-like protein. Gene Ontology annotation, molecular function: ATP binding; protein kinase activity. The transcript is spliced from 2 exons. Lineage: Eukaryota; Fungi; Basidiomycota; Malasseziomycetes; Malasseziales; Malasseziaceae. Bases 1 to 1419 code for a protein of 472 amino acids. The record is from RefSeq and is a predicted model, not a curated record. Gene Ontology annotation, cellular component: chromosome passenger complex; spindle pole centrosome; spindle midzone. Gene Ontology annotation, biological process: protein phosphorylation; mitotic spindle organization; regulation of cytokinesis.